UAUUUGCGUAACAUCCGGGCCUCCGUAGGCACGCUGCAGGUUUUUCCAACAUGGCUGCGUCCAUCACUCACCCUGCGCUGUCCUCCUUAUGCAAAAUAAACUGUAAUAUUAAUGGAAUAUACAGUUUAAUUUCAUUCAGCAGGAGGAUUUCAAUCUCCUCUGUCCUCUCUACAAGCGCCGUGACCACAGAAACAGAAGCUGCAGGCCGAGGUGUUCGGGGUCAGCGGAGGUCAAAGAGACAGGCUGGGCAGCCCAGGACCGAGCGGAUGGCGGUGGAUCAGGACUGGAACGCAGUUUAUCCCACUGCGGCAUCAUUCAAACCAUCUGCGGUUCCUCUGCCGGUGCGGAUGGGAUAUCCCGUGAAGAGAGGCGUACCACCUGCCAAGAAGGGCAACCUGGAACUGAUAAAGAUCCCAAACUUUUUACACUUAACCCCGGUUGCUAUUAAGAAGCACUGUGAGGCCCUGAAGCAGUUCUGUACGGAGUGGCCAUCUGCCCUGGACUCGGAUGAGAAAUGCAUGAAGCAUUUCCCAAUCCAGGUGCAGAGUAAGGAAUUCGUAUCCGCUGGAUUGUCGCUGCGAAACCCAGACGCGAGGAUAGUGACUCUGAAGGUGAAGCUCUCCAGCUUGAAUCUGGAUGAUCACGCCAGAAAGAAGAUGAUCAAACUCAGUGAAGAGCGAUACUGCAAAGACACCGACAUGCUCACCAUCACCACAGACAGUUGCCCGCUGAGACAGCAGAAUUACGAUUACGCCAUGUACCUCCUCACCGUGUUGUACCACGAGUCCUGGAAAACUGAGGCGUGGGAGCAGGAAAAGACGCGUGCGGAUAUGGAGGAGUACGAGUGGGAAGACAGUCCAUCCCAAAGCGUUGUGGACACCCUCCUGCGCAUGCGACCACUUGGAGCGAGGGAUGAGGUGGAGGAGGGAACCAGGGAGGAGCUGUUGGGGCAGCCGGCGGUGCAGGAGUACAGAGACUCGAUGCUCAGGCUGAAGAACGAGGGAGAGACUGAGGAAAAUCUACAGAAGUAUAAAGAGGCUGUGAAGAAGCUCUUUAAUAUCUGAGGAACGCAGAAGAAAAUCUUCAGCCUGUGAACUCCAUUAUAGGGAAUAUACAUGUAUCAUUUCAUAUUAAAAUGUGUUUGGGGAAACUAAAAGCAGUAAGGUGACUUUUUUUUCCACCAAUGAGCCAUGCAUUGUUUUUCUCAUUUUGUUGUUUUCAAAUUAUAUGCAAGAUUCUGCUUAUUCAUGAAAAAUAAAUUAAUGACAAUUAAUGAGCAAA
This is a messenger RNA of Onychostoma macrolepis, 1281 nucleotides long. RefSeq names its product mitochondrial ribosomal protein S35 (gene mrps35). Gene Ontology annotation, cellular component: mitochondrial small ribosomal subunit. Gene Ontology annotation, molecular function: structural constituent of ribosome. Gene Ontology annotation, biological process: mitochondrial translation. NCBI's taxonomy places the organism in Eukaryota, Metazoa, Chordata, Actinopteri, Cypriniformes, Cyprinidae. The record is from RefSeq and is a predicted model, not a curated record.